AUGCCUGGCCUCGGAAAUCCGGGGGAGUUUUUGCGGCAUGCUUUACUUGACACUGUGGUUCCACAUGCACAAACGGUCGACAUCGAAAAGCUCUUGACCUCGGCGCUGGAGAACGGGGCAGAUGAUCUGCCCUCCGUACUUUCUUCUAUAACUCAAAGAGCCUUGCUGUUCUUCGACGAGUCACUCCCUGUUCGCAUUGUUUUGCGGCUUUCCGAUUGCACGGAUUACUUUCUCAAGCAUUAUUUACCGCGCCUCGAAGUUCGUCUAGAUGUGUUCGCGGUCGACCCGGCCGAGACAGUGGCAGACAAUCCGUCCCAGGCGAGAGAGGUCAUUUUUUCUGGAUCUGUCAACUCACAAGAAGAGCCAUUGGUGAUUUUUAAUGAGUUUGACGGCGAUGAAGGGACCGGGAACCAUGUGUAUCUUAUCUGGAAUAUGGAAGCGUUUUUGAAGCGCCCCCGAAAUCGUAUUUCGAAUCCAUCGCUUUUAUUUAUCGCAUCGGCGAGUCUCAAUCCUACGGAAGCCACCCGCCAAGACUAUCCAGAUGACGAUUACCUACCCUCUCUCGUGCCUGCUUCAACAAAUGUGUUUCAGUCCCUAUCGGGGGAUAAGAUGCUCGCCCACAAGGAGCCAUUUCUUCCUGCAUCAAGGCUAUUGCGUGUCGUACCCGUGACAGCGUCCGAUGAUCCUAUCUACAACAUCCAGCAGCAACAUGGCCGACCGUUCCGCGUCGUGCCUGCCGCAAGUGCCAGGAUUCGAUAUUCUCGGUUGAAUUCUUACAGCGGUCUUCCAACGACUGUGGCAAGUCUUGAUUUCGAAGUGACGCCCUAUUUGACCUGCGAUGUUAUCUUCGACCAAGUAGACAUUCGCUUGUCCGAGGGCACACUUGAGAACCUAUCGGCCGUACAAGGCCUUGAGCUUCCAUUGACCUGCCGGCCUCGAGAUGAUGUGACGCUUAUGUAUAAACUCACUCCAGAGUACGGACCCGAAACCAAUCCUUCAUCAACUGCCAUGAUGAGCAUGCUGGACAUCUCACUAGGUGCAGUCAUUCUUCUGUCCGACGAUUGCAAACCUCGAAUCUCGAUGCAAUGGCGGACGAAUGUCGACUUUUCACUGCCAUUAAACCCCGUCUUUGGGGGUCCAAGCCAGGCACUGCAGAGAAGUAACCGGCCCACUAGCCUCUCUAUGCCCCAAGCUCAUUCGCAGAUGGGCCCUCAUCUGAACAAUCGCCCCUCGCUUCGAGAGCGAGCGUACUCCGUCACCGGCGUAGGAGUAACCGUUUCCUUCUCUGGACCCCUGCGCGUUCAAGUCGGAUCGCCCUUUUCGUGGAAUGUCUUUAUCGUCAAUCGAUCAAACAUGCCGCGAAAGUUCGCGCUGAUUGCAAUCCCUCGACGGAAACGUGUCGACCCAAGAGGCCAUGUCGCGCGGCCGUCAUCAUCCUCGAUUACGAGUCGAAAGGCAGAUACCGUGGCAGAGGCCGUCACGGAUGACAACAUUGUGCAUGCGAAGCAGAAGGCUGUCAUGGGCCAAGAGGCGGAGUUGAUCAGUUUGAGCACUGACAUUCGUAUCGGCCCGCUCUUGCCCGGCACCUGCCAUUCUACGGAGCUAAGGCUUUUGCCUCUCGCGACCGGUCCUCUCCAUUUGGAGGCGGUACGCUUGGUCGAUGUGAAUACGAACGAGACGACCGACAUUCGAGAUCUGCCGGAUAUUCUCGCUGACGACCAACCCCAAAUAUCUGCGUGA
Molecule: messenger RNA, 1740 nt
Organism: Penicillium oxalicum
Lineage: Eukaryota; Fungi; Ascomycota; Eurotiomycetes; Eurotiales; Aspergillaceae
Product: TRAPP trafficking subunit Trs65 domain-containing protein
Exons: 4
Coding region: 1-1740 (579 amino acids)
Biological process (GO): intra-Golgi vesicle-mediated transport
Cellular component (GO): TRAPPII protein complex; trans-Golgi network
Source: RefSeq, a predicted model, not a curated record